UCACGAUCACCCCUCCAGAAUCGACAAAGAUCUGUCAUCCACAGGCAAGUCUGGGGAAGUUUGCAAUCGACGCACUGCUGUCAUUUCCACAUCAACUCACCGCAAGCAUUCGCUCCAACAUGGCACGACCGACCACGCCGCCGCCGUCCAAGGCACCGACUCAGCCUGCAGGCUCACCACCGACCCCAGAAGUCACGAGGCGCAUAGAAGAGAACCGCCUGCGCGCCAAAGCGAUUCGCGACCAACGCGAAGCCCAUCAACGAGCCACCAACACCGAGCCCACCAUCACCAAGUCAGCGUCAGGGUUCGUGCCGACAGAGAGCGUCCACAUCACGAAGCCAGUCAGCAGUGGCACCAAACGAUCCCACGACGAGCUAUCGCGCGAGACCUCGACAGCCGCGGGCACGAAUCGCGAUGGACGCAACAAGGGCGACGAGGAGGCGCUACGUCCGGCCAGAAAGUUCACCAAGUUUGUGGACUACAACAUGUCCUCCAUGACAGACACCAAGGGUGGUUUCCUCAGCACGGAAGAUGAUCCACACAACUAUGCGCUGGGAGGUGGCAAAAAGGACGAUGAGCAGCGACCGAAGAACAUGACGAUCCAAGAAUGGGAGAAGCAACAGCUCAUCAAGAAUUUACAACGACACAAGACGGGUCCAUACGAACCGGGGCUCAGUGUGCUCGACGAUCCCAACCAAAGGAAACGAUGUCGAGACUGCAACUCAUUCGAGAUUGACUUUGUCUGGCAGGAAGUAUUUCACCUCAGUGUCUGCCAUCGAUGCAAGGAGAAAUACCCCGAAAAGUACAGUCUUUUGACAAAGACAGAGUGCAAGGAGGACUACCUUUUGACUGAUCCGGAGCUGCGCGACCCAGAACUACUGCCACAUCUGUCGAAACCGAACCCCCACAAGUCACACUGGCACGACAUGAUGCUGUUCCUCCGGUGCCAAGUCGAAGAGUACGCGCUGAACACGAAAUGGGGCUCCGCGGAAGCCCUGGACGCCGAGUUUGCGCGGCGCGAGACACAGAAGCGGACCCGCAAAGAGAGCAAGUUCAAGGAGAAGCUGAUUGAGCUCAAGAGGAAGACGAGGACAGACGCGUUUCGACGGCAGGCGGGGAGUCUGGAGAAGACGGGCGCCAAGGGGUUUGGCGACCGGAUAGGCGGGGGUCGACACGUCCAUGACUGGGGGCGAACGGUCUUGAACGCGGAGGGCAUGACGGUCAAGACAUGCGCGGACUGCGGGAUGGAAGUCGAGGAGCUGGAGCUGUGAGGGCGGGGUUUGUCCCGAAGCCACGAGUGGUCAAUACUCGGGUGGUUGUAAGCCACAAUACCGUCUUCAAUCCGUUACUGCGUCGCAAGCUCUCUGGAGGACAUCUGUGCGUAAAUGUUCGCCGACACUUGCCAUAUGCGGACCGCCGGCCGACCCCGGAGGGGAACCGGCCGGCCCUCAGACCACGACGCGGGGCCCCUCACGCAUGGACCAAUGGACCCCCAACCUCCAGA
Molecule: messenger RNA, 1504 nt
Organism: Emericellopsis atlantica
Lineage: Eukaryota; Fungi; Ascomycota; Sordariomycetes; Hypocreales; Bionectriaceae
Product: XPA protein C-terminus-domain-containing protein
Exons: 3
Coding region: 120-1271 (383 amino acids)
Biological process (GO): UV-damage excision repair; base-excision repair; nucleotide-excision repair, DNA damage recognition
Cellular component (GO): nucleotide-excision repair factor 1 complex
Molecular function (GO): damaged DNA binding
Source: RefSeq, a predicted model, not a curated record